Molecule: messenger RNA, 2053 nt
Organism: Callorhinchus milii (elephant shark)
Lineage: Eukaryota; Metazoa; Chordata; Chondrichthyes; Chimaeriformes; Callorhinchidae
Gene: hao2
Product: hydroxyacid oxidase 2 (long chain)
Exons: 10
Coding region: 641-1891 (416 amino acids)
Molecular function (GO): FMN binding; oxidoreductase activity
Source: RefSeq, a predicted model, not a curated record
AUCAUUAUUAUUAUUCCCAUUUUUUUUAUUGAGAAGCUUAGUCUUCGGGUGAAGGCCUACAGCAUCAGAAAGCAGGACAGAACAGGAGAGAUGGGAUUUUCUUUUUAAAAAAGUGACUUUUUGGUAACACCCAAAUUAGAUUUUGGACUUGCUUGGCCCUCAACGAAUGGUGAGUAAGGCGUCCAGCUGAGGAAUCCCAAUUGGAGUACAAAACUUUUUGUUUAGUUUUCUACUUGUACCAGCAGUCACCUGUACCAGCCAGAUUUGACUACUGCACUCUUCAACUUUCAACGCUGCACCCAAAAUAUGCAUGCAUCUUCAGCUCAUGUAAAAAGGCAGAGGGCCAUCAAGUGCAGGGAAAUUUUGCUUUUGGGAUGUCCAAUCUGGAUGAACACUGUUCAAGCCAACGCAACUCUAGCAGAAAAGAAUCCCUUCUAAGAUAAAGAGGCAUACCCGCAAGCAACAGUCUAAGAGCCACUCCAAGAAUUGCACUGGUGGAAGCAGGACCUUAGAAUGCUCUAAGGAUCACAGUGGAGCCAAAGCCUUGGAAUUGACAGGUGAUGGUUCAUCUACCUCAACUCAUAGCUCAUCAGGUGACAGUACACAGCAUAAAUUUCUGACUCAGCCCAGCUCACAAAACAUGGAUGGAAAAGACACUAAGACCUUUUCGGAAACCGGUCACCUAUCAACAUCAGAAAGCAAUCCAGAUAUAGACAGGACUUCACUGUGUGACCCGACAAUGUCAAUGGUAUGUCUGUCAGACUUUGAAUUGUUCGCCAAAGAACACUUACCCAAGACUACCUGGGAUUACUAUGCUGCCGGGGCAGAUGAGUGCUGUACCAGGGAUGACAAUCUAGUUGCUUAUAAAAGGAUCCGUCUGCGUCCCCGAAUGUUGAGAGAUGUCUCUGUAACAGACACAAGAACAACCAUCCAGGGCAUGGAAAUCAAUUUCCCCAUAGGGAUUGCCCCCACUGCCUUCCACUGCUUGGCGUGGCACGAUGGAGAGAUGAGUACAGCCCGUGCUGCUGAAGCGAUGAAUACUUGUUACAUUGCCAGUACGUACUCCACCUGCUCAGUAGAAGAGAUUUCAACAGCAGCACCGAAUGGAUUACAAUGGUUUCAGCUUUAUGUCUACCGGAACCGUAAACUCUCGGAGCAAUUAGUGCAACGUGUGGAAGCACAGGGAUACAAGGCUGUCGUACUGACUGUGGAUGUCCCUUACACUGGCAAAAGGAGAAAUGAUAUCAGGAACAACUUUAAACUUCCACCUCACCUCAAAGUGAAAAACUUUGAUGGAAUAUUUGAGCAGGUUGAAACAUUUCAAGGUCAGGUUAACGAGAAGCAGUGCAUGACAAGUCCUUUUAAGCAAACCAGAGCCGGUGAAUAUGACUUUAAUGGAGCAGAGGUGUAUGGAGGUGCAGUCAAUUCUCUGGAUCCAUCAAUCAGCUGGAAAGAUAUCUACUGGCUUCAGUCAUUGACUCGCCUGCCUAUAAUCAUUAAAGGUAUUUUAACCAAGGAGGAUGCAGAGCUGGCUGUGGAACAUGGUGUCCAAGGCAUCAUAGUGUCCAACCAUGGAGGCAGACAACUUGAUGGAGGGCCAGCUUCGAUAGAUGCCCUAUCAGAGAUUGUGGAGACGGUACAGGGAAGGGUUGAGGUUUACUUGGAUGGAGGAAUCCGUACAGGAAGUGAUGUCCUUAAGGCUUUAGCUCUGGGUGCCAAAUGCGUUUUCAUUGGCCGGCCAGUGGUUUGGGGACUUGCCUACAAGGGAGAAGAAGGGGUGAGAGAGAUUUUGCAGAUUUUGAAUGAUGAGUUUCGACUUUCGAUGGCUUUGGCAGGUUGCAGGAAUGUCUCCGAGAUCAACAGAAACUUAAUCCAAUUCUCCAAGCUUUAGAACAAAUCUUUAGACGAAAACAUAAAUGAAUUCUGAUUACAAGACACCAUCACCGGAAAGGAAUAGGAUGCACCAAGGAAGAAACAAAUUUUUUGGGAAAAUUUGAAAAAAACAAUAACCUCACUGUAACCAAGACAAAUAAAGAAAUAAGAAUAUAUCAAA